UCAGUCACUUGGUACAGAAACAGAUUUAGAAUCCAAAACAGCUAAGAUGGAACAGUUCCUGAAGAAGCUGGGAAAGAAAUCCAACAGUAGAAGCAUUGAUCUAAACAACUGUAGAUUGACAUCCACUGAUGCUGCUGAACUUGUUGCUUUAUUGCCUCUUCUUCCAGACCUGGAAGAACUGGAUGUUUCCUGGAAUGACUUCAUAGGUGGAGCUCUCAAGCCCACCAUGUUACAAAUUCAUCAUAUCAGCAAGUUGAAAAUCCUCCGACUGAACAACUGUAGACUCACAACCGAUGAUGUCUUAGCAUUAGGAGAAAUCCUUAAAACUACCCCAGACCUAGAAGAACUCAACUUAUCCUGGAACAGUAACGUGGGAGGAAACCUGAGCCGGCUCCUCCAGGGAAUCCAGGAGGGGAGCAAGGUACAAAUUCUAAAGUUGAUGGACUGUGACCUCACAGCAGAAGAUUCAGCAUCUGUAGGUCAGGUGUUACCCCGGAUGCAAAAUCUUGAAGUGUUUGAUCUUUCCAUAAAUAAAAACAUUGGCUGUAGUCUAAAUAGUAUUGUGCAAGGGCUGAAAAAUACUCCAUGCUUGAAAGUGUUAAAGUUACAUACUUGUGGAUUAACUCAAGACAGCAUCCAGAUUUUAGGCGCUGCUUUUGGCCAUUUGCCCGAGUUAAGGACACUGGACCUGUCCAGCAACAAGGAGGUUGGGGGAGGGUUUAAAGACUGUGCCGCCCAUUUAGCUCAUCUGAAGUAUCUCCAAGUUUUGGACCUUCACCAGUGUUCCUUAUUGGAAGAAGAUAUAGCAUCUCUGACCCAGGUGAUCCCUUUACUGUCCAGUCUCCGGGAAUUGGAUCUAUCGGCCAAUAAGAAAGUAGGCAGCUCCUCUGAAAAUCUCCUCAGCAGGCUUCGGUUUUUGCCAGAGUUGACAACUUUAAUCAUCAAUGGCUGCGCAUUAGGAAAGGAUGCAUUCACAGCUUUUGCUGAAGCCUCCAUGUAUCUCCCUGCCCUGCAGACACUUGACCUUUCUUGGAAUAAGUAUGUUGGAGGAAACUUAAAUCUGCUUUUAGAAACUCUAAAGCUUUCAGCUGCCCUCCAAGUGCUAAGACUGAGAAGCUGCUCCCUGAUCGCUGAAGACAUGGCUCUCCUGGCAUCUGUUAUACAAACUGGCCAUCUAACCAAACUGCAACAGCUGGAUCUGAGUUACAAUGACAGCAUUUCAGACGAAGGCUGGGCCAUAUUUAGCCAAAAUGUGCUGUUUUUAAAGGAACUGACCGAGUUGGAUAUCAGCCUCCGGCCAGCCAGCUUCCGGGAAUGUGGGCUGUGGUUUGGACACCUGCUGGAUGGCCUGACCAAACUGCCCAGGCUCUCUGAACUGGGAAUCCAAAGGUGGAGGAUCUCAGCGCCCCAUGAGGAAGACCUGGAGUAUUUCAACCGUGAUCACAAAAGAAGCAUCCACUUUGACUAUGGAGGUUUCCAGUGACGCCUGCUGUCCCAGGGCUUAAAAAAAGAAGCCUUCUCUAUUAUAAGAAUAAAUCACUGUUAUUUAUAUGGCCCUGGGGUUUAGGAAGCACUUUGCUCAUACUGACUCUGGGAGCAACAACAUGCAAGCCUUCUUCUGCCUUUUUACAGAUGGGGGCACUGAGGCUCAGAAGUGAAGUGGCCACAGAGCUAAUAAGAAGCAGAUUCAGACAUCAGACCCGGGCUUCCUGAUUCCUGAUCUAGGGUCCUUCUCAGGGCUCACACUAUCCCUGUCUGUCCAUAAUGAAGGUGAUGAUGUCACUUCAACCAGGUUAGAAACAACUUUGGAACUUUUACAACUGGACUUAAGGCCCGAGAAGAGGGAAUCUUUGAAGGAGCAGGAGAAAAGCGCACCAUGUAAUAAUGAUAAUAACUAACAUAUAUACACACACUCCGAAGUUUACAAGGCGCCUUACAGAUAUGGCCUUCCCAGUGUGACAUUUUAUAGAAUUUUUUUAAAUAGAAAAAUAGGCUCUCAGGGCUGGAUGACUUAUCCUUGGUCGCUUAUUCUAGUGAGAGGAAGGAUUUGACCCUGAAUCCUCCAGACUUCAGGACCAGCAAGUGAUGCACAAAUCGGAGGAAAGAUUGUCAUUUCUUAACUAGCAGUCAUGUGGCUCUGAGGAUAAAACACUAUACCCAGGGAAAACCUGAAUUUUAAUCCUAUGGUGGGACCCUAAGCAAUCCAUUUUAAAACUCCCUCAGCUUUGCUUUCCUUGUCUAUAAAAUAAGGAUAAUAUUUAAAUUUUAAUAAUAUUUUAAUUUUAAAUAUUUAAAAUAUCCUAAUAGAGUGAUUAUUAUCAGUAAUAAUAAUAUUUAUGUACCACUUCAAGGUUUGCAAAGUAUUUGACAUACAUUACCUCAUUCAGUCUUCUCAAUAAUGCUCAAUAUUAUUAUUAUCCCCAUUUUACAAAUGAGGAAACUGAGGCAGAGAAUUUUUUUUUUUAAAGCAAACCUUGGUUUUCUGGUUCCACAUGGAUUAUUCUUUCAAUAAUAAUACACUGUCUCUCAGAAAGACUAUUCGAUUUAAUAAAAACAGACUAGGGAAGGUGAGAGUCUUGCCACAUACUCUGCCAUCUUCAAACCAGACCUAUUUUGAGGUCAGUUCUGAUAGCACAUUUUAGAAAAAAUAUCAAGCUGGAGGGCAUCCAAAGGAGAAGGACUAGGAUGGCAAGAACCAUCUAUGGUAAAAACCAGAGGAUUUUAGUUCAGAGAAGAAGAUACCUUUAGAAAAGAUGUGAUUACUGACUUCAAAGAUGAAUGCCAGGGACUGUCAUGUGGAAGGAGAAUGAGUUUUAUUUGUUCCCAUAGGACAGAACUAAGAACAUGACUAGAAGAUUCAGUGAGAUGGAUUUAAGUUAGAGACGAUGAAAACUAUCCACACAGAGAAAACAAAGUGGAUGAGGAAUCCCUGUUGUCAAAAUUAUGACACACAGAUAAAUAAGAAGCUGAAAAAGUCUUUCUGGCAGUUCACAUAGCUUGGAUAAACACUAUAAGUGAACAAUAACUGGGUCCAGAAUUAAAUGGGCAGAAGAGAGAGGGCUGGGUGGCUUUCAUAAAUUGGAAAGUUUCUUUAAUGACUCCAAACGUCUUACAGAGAUAAAGGUCCAUUUUGUAAAAACACAUUUAUAUCUUUUAUAAUAUUGAAAGAUGUUAAUAUAGUUUGCUUUUGAAUCACCUAAAUUUCCUCCAUAUUCCUCUUCUUUCUCCUCCCAGGGAGCCACCCCCUGAAACACAGAAUUGGUCCAUGUUUCUAAUACCAACAUCCUAUUGCUGACUGUUGUUUUGUUUUUAGUAUGACUGAGCAUAAUGGAAUACUACAAUCUCUGAAGAAUUAAAAAUGAGAAUUACUCAGAGUCAGCAGGUAGAAGGCUCAGUGGACCCAGAGCACCGGGCCUGGAGUCCAAAAGACUUGAUUUUAAAUCUGGCCUCAGACACAUACUAGCUAUGUGACCCUGGCCAAGUCACUUAAUCUGUUUGUUUAAUCCGCUGGAAAAGGAAAAAGCAUUCCAGGCCCAUAUCUUUGCCAUCUUGUGGACCACAGGGUCACAAAGAAUCAGAUAUAAUUAAAAAACUGAACACAAUUACUUAGAAAGAAAGAAAUGGAAAGCCUGCCAGGUGCAUCCAUAAGGAGGAACCAGAAAGGAGAAGAGGAAGGUAAAGGAUUUCCUCAAAGAAUACAUAACCAAUAAUACUGAGCCGCUGGCACAGUGAGAGAGAAGGAUAAAUGGUGGACAGGCCAUGUGGUCCCGUCAUCCUCACAAUGCCAAGAGAAAGUGAGAGAAUCCCCUAGCACCUUAAACAGACCUUCUAUGGAAAACCCAUGGAGGACACGGACAAGAAUGGGUUCACAGGGAGGGGUGGCGAUCUGCACCAGUGAGGGAACAUCCACAUAGAAGGAUCCCAGAUCCACUUGCCUUCCAGAGGACUCGUGAGGAAACAUGUUCCCCUCCUCCAGACAGAAAGGGGGUGCGCUUGGAGGGCAGGCUAAUCUGCUACAGGGGAUAGUUUUGCUUAAUUGUUCCUAUCCAUAAUGGGUUUGCUUCUUUUGCUUUUGAUGGGCAGAGAAGGAAGAAAAUCAAAACUGAAAACAAAAUUGAACUUUUAAAAAUGUCAAUAAAGAUAUAAAAAACCUUA
Molecule: messenger RNA, 4155 nt
Organism: Antechinus flavipes (yellow-footed antechinus)
Lineage: Eukaryota; Metazoa; Chordata; Mammalia; Dasyuromorphia; Dasyuridae
Gene: LRRC31
Product: leucine rich repeat containing 31
Exons: 8
Coding region: 47-1483 (478 amino acids)
Molecular function (GO): protein binding
Source: RefSeq, a predicted model, not a curated record